Messenger RNA from Nelumbo nucifera (sacred lotus), 663 nucleotides. RefSeq lists its product as uncharacterized. NCBI's taxonomy places the organism in Eukaryota, Viridiplantae, Streptophyta, Magnoliopsida, Proteales, Nelumbonaceae. The record is from RefSeq and is a predicted model, not a curated record.
AUGUCAACACCACCACCACCACCACCACCGCCACCGCCUCCACCACCCCCUCUGUAUAUUCCUACAUUUGUCAUUGGGCUUUCAGUGUCAACACUACUAGACCGUCAAGAGCCUGGUCCUUCCCGUCCCUCACGCACUCGACCUCGAUGUAAUCCUACACAAGCUCUUCAUGGCGGAAAGAGCAAAGUCAUCACCCCUCCUUAUCCAUGGGCAACCAACCACCCCGCCACUGUGCACAGUCUUUACAAACUCUUAUCCAUGGGCAUCCACGCUAUACCGGGGAAAGUAAAAUGCAAGAGAUGCGAAAGCCACUAUGAAAUGGAGUUCCAGCUUGAAAGCAAAUUCACAGAGGUUGCAGCAUUCAUCACAGCAAAGAAGAGCACGAUGCACGACCGGGCUCCUAGAGAAUGGAUGAAUCCACUGCUCCCCACAUGUAGGUAUUGUGAGCAGGUCAAUAGCGCCAAGCCCAUUAUAGAUCGGAAGAAAAGGAAAAUCAAUUGGCUUUUCCUGUUUCUUGGACAGAUGCUCGGGUGUUGCAGUAUGGAUCAACUGAAAUACUUUUGUAAACACACCAAGAAUCAUCGUACAGGUGCUAAAGAUCGGGUUCUUUAUCUCACUUAUCUUGGACUGUGCAAGCAACUCGAUCAUACAGGUCCUUUUUGA